Malaclemys terrapin pileata is the source of this 7057-nucleotide messenger RNA. It is a transcript of the gene DAGLA, whose product is annotated as diacylglycerol lipase alpha. Gene Ontology annotation, cellular component: dendrite membrane; postsynaptic membrane. The record is from RefSeq and is a predicted model, not a curated record. NCBI's taxonomy places the organism in Eukaryota, Metazoa, Chordata, Testudines, Emydidae. Gene Ontology annotation, biological process: lipid metabolic process. The transcript is spliced from 20 exons. The coding region runs from base 1861 to 4956 and encodes 1031 amino acids.
AAGGUGCCACAGGACCCUCUGUUGCUUUUUACAGAUUCAGACUAACACGGCUACCCCUCUGAUACUCUGAAUUACCUAAUUUAGGCAGCUAAAACGGUCUUAGUGUUUAGUGUUGACUUAAGAUAGGCUUGCUUUGCAUAUUGUUGGACUGUAAGUUGGCUGGCGCGGUGCCAAAGCUCUUCUUUUGCUGACUAGCCUGGGAAAUCACAGGUUUUCAGGCUUUCGUAUAAACCACAAGGACUGAACGCUCCUUAAGAAUGACUCUGUACCAAGUGUUUAAUUUGAACCCUGUCUUUUCAACUGACAUAGUUUCACUAACGUGUUUCACUUAGCAGUGAUAUUUGGGGAAGUAAAUCUGCUGGUGGAUAAAGUGAGUAAAUACUGUGUUCCCCUCACCCACCCUCCUCUAAUCCCAUUCUGGAUCGCCUCCAGUUGGCCGAUAUUUCUGGGCUGAAGCUUCUGUGUUGGCAGUGGGGGUACCAAACUGAUCCUCCUCUGUAUCUGAAAACACAAGUCUUCAGGACAGAGCCAGAGGAUAUGAUCCUGGAACCCCUUAUGUGUUAAGCCUGCAGAAGCACAAGGUCCCACUCCCAGAAGGUGCUACCAUGUCUGUUUGUUUUUUCCUGUGUUUGUCUUAGGAUGAACCUGGCAGUGUUUGCUCAGCUGCCUUCCACCUGACUGCUGACUAUUUGCAGAAGGAUUUUCAUGGAGUUUGUAUUUCACAAUGGAGGCUUUUGUUUAAACUCUCCCGAUUUUUGGAAAUGCAAAGUGGCAGAGGAAAGAUUGGGGAUGCGGGGCAAGGCAAGGACAAGAAGGUAGAUUUGAUGAUAUCCGAGAUUUGGUCACCUUUCCAGGACUAUGUAACUGCUGCUUCCAGAGGUAGAGAGAAUGUUAUUCCUAUCCCUUCCCUCCAAAGCUUGUUCGUGAUAUUCCAUGCAUCACCUGAAAUCACAGGUUCGUGGCUGUUGAGGUUUCCUUAGCUGCACCUGCAUCUGCUGUUGGGAAAGGGAUUCAGAGGCUGGAAACAGUUCUGUCUUCAUUGGCUCUUUCCAAGGAAUUGAUGAGAAGUGCAGUGGCUUGAAUUUUCACCCAGAUAGGACUUUGUCAGGAAUGCUGGGAGAAGGUUUAAUUUUUGGUCUGGAUGGAAAUCUGAUGAAGAGCUGGAUUUUUCUUCCAACCAGGAAUGGAUCAGGGAGGGAAUGAAGGGGCUGCAUUUUCCUGUGACCGGGAUGGGGGAGGAAACAGAAGAGACUUUAUUCCGGAUGCAUUCUCCUUGGGGUUGUGAAGCACUCUGUGCUAUUCCUGAGUGCUACAGAGAGUUAAUAACACAGCGGACAGUGAGGUUUAGGAAUCCAGCCUGUUGCUGUUUUAUGGACUUGAUAGUUCAAUUGCUCCUUUUGUGUGGAGGGAGCGGCGGAAGAUAGUGCAUGUCCUCAGGACUAGAACACACACAAAGCUCUUUAUUCCAGGGAGCAGCUGAGCUUCUGGCAGCGAUAGUAUCACAUCUUCUGCACCAAGGAUCGGUCUAGUGUUGUUUCCCCCAUUUGAUUCUGUCUUCUGACCUUCAUUUCACCUUUCCAGAAUGAUUUGCCCAGAGUGACUCCAAAAGGCUUUCCUGAAUCCAUUUCCUCCACCCCCACUGGAGCAGGGAACACAUGCAGUCAAGAGCUCCUAUUUGCUGGUUGCAUUACACUGUUUUACAGUACACUGUUCAGUAAACACUGCUCUCCCCUGGAAGGGCCUCAGCAUUCUGGACUUUGCACACUGGAAGUCUUAGUGUGCCAGACAUCUUACGGAGGUGAUCAGGUGACUUGGUGAGAUGAGCAUCGUGCCUGCUGAGCCUCCUCAGACCCGCUAGCCAUGCCAGGGAUUGUGGUGUUCCGCCGUCGCUGGUCUGUGGGCAGCGAUGACCUCGUUUUGCCAGCCAUCUUCCUCUUCCUCCUUCACACUACCUGGUUUGUGAUCCUUUCCGUGGUGCUCUUCGGGCUGGCGUACAAUCCCAACGAGACCUGUUCUCUUAACCUGGUGGACCACGGCAGAGGCUACCUGGGCAUCCUGCUCAGCUGCAUGAUCGCAGAGGUGGCAAUCAUCUGGCUCAGCAUGCGUGGCAGCAUCCUGUACACAGAGCCCCGGGACUCGAUGCAGUAUGUGCUCUAUGUCAGACUGGCCAUCCUGGUGAUCGAGUUUGUGUAUGCUAUUGUGGGCAUCGUUUGGUUAACACAGUACUACUCCUCCUGCAAUGACCUCACUGCCAAGAGUGUCACCUUGGGAAUGGUCGUCUGCAACUGGGUCGUCAUUCUGAGUGUCUGCAUCACUGUCCUGUGUGUCUUUGACCCGACGGGACGGACCUUUGUCAAACUGCGAGCCACAAAGAGGAGACAGCGUAACCUGAGGACGUACAACCUGCGGCAUCGCCUUGAGGAGGGACAGGCCAGCAGCUGGACUCGCCGGCUCAAAGUUUUUCUUUGCUGCACACGGACAAAGGACUCCCAGUCAGAUGCAUACUCUGAAAUUGCCUACCUUUUUGCUGAGUUUUUCCGAGACCUUGACAUAGUCCCGUCUGACAUCAUCGCGGGCCUGGUCCUCCUGCGUCAGCGGCAGAGGGCAAAGCGCAAUGCAGUGCUGGAUGAGGCAAACAAUGACAUCUUGGCCUUUCUGUCUGGGAUGCCAGUGACCAGGAACACCAAGUACCUGGAUCUGAAAAACUCGCAAGAGAUGCUGCGGUACAAAGAGGUCUGUUAUUAUAUGCUGUUUGCCCUGGCUGCCUAUGGCUGGCCCAUGUACCUGAUGAGGAAGCCCACCUGUGGACUCUGUCGCCUGGCCAGAUCCUGCUCAUGUUGCUGUCUCUGCCCCUCACGGCCUCGCUAUGCCCCUAGUGUCACCAUUGAGGAGGAUAACUGCUGCGGUUGCAACGCCAUUGCUAUCCGUCGCCACUUCCUAGAUGAGAAUAUGACUUCAGUGGACAUUGUCUACACCUCCUGUCAUGAUGCGGUCUAUGAAACUCCUUUCUAUGUGGCUGUGGACCAUGAGAAGAAGAAGGUGGUCAUCAGCAUCCGAGGAACCCUGUCUCCAAAGGAUGCCCUGACUGACCUGACGGGGGAUGCAGAGCGCCUCCCAGUUGAAGGUCACCAUGGAACCUGGCUGGGACACAAGGGAAUGGUGUUGUCUGCUGAGUACAUCAAGAAGAAAUUGGAGCAGGAGAUGGUGCUUUCUCAAGCCUUCGGACGUGACUUGGGCAGAGGAACAAAACACUAUGGGCUGAUUGUGGUGGGCCAUUCCCUAGGGGCAGGCACAGCUGCCAUUCUGUCCUUCCUGCUGCGUCCGCAGUACCCAUCGCUGAAGUGCUAUGCAUAUUCUCCCCCAGGGGGGCUGCUGAGUGAGGAUGCCAUGGAGUACUCAAAAGAGUUUGUGACUGCUGUCGUGCUUGGCAAAGAUCUAGUCCCCAGGAUUGGUCUCUCACAGCUAGAGGGAUUUCGCCGGCAGCUUCUUGAUGUUCUCCAGAGAAGUAACAAACCAAAGUGGCGAAUCAUCGUGGGAGCCACAAAGUGUAUACCCAAGUCAGAGCUCCCAGAAGAGACGGAAGGGAAUUCAGUGACCAGUAACCGUCUCUGGACUCACCCCAGUGACCUAACUAUUGCCCUGUCCGCCAGUACGCCACUCUAUCCACCUGGCCGCAUCAUCCAUGUGGUGCACAAUCACCCUGCCGAGCAGUGCUGUUGCUGCGAACAGGAGGAUCCCACUUACUUUGCAAUUUGGGGCGAUAAUAAAGCGUUUAAUGAAGUCAUCAUCUCCCCAGCAAUGCUGCAUGAACACCUCCCUUAUGUGGUCAUGGAGGGGCUCAACAAGGUCCUGGAGAAUUACAACAAGGGCAAAACUGCCUUGCUUUCUGCAGCCAAAGUGAUGGUGAGUCCAACAGAAGUGGAUCUCAACCCGGAAUUGAUCUUCCAGAAUCAGCCCCUGCCCAGCGGACCCUCAUUACAGAUCGGGAUUGGAGCCAUAACAGUGGAUAGAAGGAACAGCAGCGUCAAGAGCAAGUCCCAUUCUGAAAUCAGUUUGGAGGGAUUUUAUGAGACCAAGCUCCUUUCUCUUGUGCAGAAGGACCCUGUGGAGCUACUGCUUCUGGAUACCAAGGAGCGCUUGUCUGUGGAGCUGCAGGACCGUCGCGCUCCUCUCGCUACCAUGGAGAGUCUGUCUGACAAUGAGUCCAUCUACAGCUUUGAGUCGAGGCGCUCCUCUGGCUUCCGGAGCAUCCGCGGUUCACCCAGCCUCCACGUCGUCAUGGAGAAGGAUGAGACUCACUGCUUUUAUAUAGACCCCGUUAUCCCUGAGGAGAACCCCUCCCUCAGCUCACGGACAGAGCUGCUUGCUGCCGACAGCCUCUCCAAACACUCCCAGGAGACCCAGCCCCCGGAGGCCUUGCACAACAGUGGUGGCACUACUCCCCAGCGACGCAGCAGUGAGGAAGGAGCUGGUAGCGAAGGGGACCAUGUUUCCUUCACCCCUCGGGAGGAACUGACCCUCCAGAAUGGACGGCUCACUGAUGUGCCCAGUCCACAAGUGCUGGAGUUUGCUGAAUUUAUAGACAGCCUCUUUAACCUGGACAGCAAAAGCAGCUCCUUCCAGGACCUCUAUUGCAUGAUGGUAUCUGACAGCUCCAGUGACUUUGCUGAGAUGCCCAAGUCAGUCAGUGAUCAGGAGAUCCUGCUGAGAGCGCAGUAUGAGCCCAACCUAGUCCCCAAGCCCCCUAGGUUGUUUGCUGGCUCAGCAGAUCCCUCUUCUGGCAUCUCAGUCUCACCCUCCUUCCCUCUGAGUUCGUCUGGGGAGCUUAUGGACAUUACUCCCACAGGCAUGAGCAGCCAGGAAUGCCUGGUCACUGACAAAAUCCGGACUUCCACUCCAGCUGGUCAUGUGACCAGCCCUGCCAAGCAGGAGGACCUCAUGAUCUCAGCCCUCUAGUGCAGGAGUGGAGGGGUGAGGCUCCAAGAGCCAAUCCCAUGAGCUGAAUGCUGGGAUAACACUUGGAGGAGCUGGGCAUUGGGCAGUUCGGAAGUGGGGGAGAUGCCUGAGAAUGUUCCUUCUGGUGUGCCAUGCUGGUGGCAUAGUGACGUCAGGGGGAUGGAUUCUGUAUGCUGGGUUGUAUGCUUAAGUUUGGGAGAAGAUGUACUGCCUCUCAAAGCCUGCUACACUAAGAGGGGUCUCAUCAAUGGAGUUAGAUGUUUGGUUUCCCUACCUCAGCCUACUGGAUUAAAUCAGGGGGCAGAUUUCCUGCCUCAGAGCAUCUGCUGAGGCACAGGGCUCAGAUUUCCUGCUUGAGGGAGUCUGCUGGAGUCAGGGGGUGGAUUCCCUGAGGUUAGAGGACUGGAUUAACAAAAGUAAGGCUCGGAUCCACCUCCCUGUUGUCAUUUAAGUGGUGUCAAUAGCGAGCAGAUUGCGACUUUGGGCCCAAUUGCACUAACACGUCAUGUCUGACCCAAGCACCAAUUCGUCACCCUUUCAUGGUGUGUGUUUUUAUAAGACACUCUCUCCUGUUUUAAAGCCAUUGGAGCUGUAUUCCCGGGGAAUGCAGCCACCCUCUCCCUGACCAGGCGCAGCGAGAAUCAGGCUGGCACUGUGUGUUUUCACUCCCCCGAUUACCUCUGAGUUCAUUGACAACCAGGCUUCUUCUGAGAAGAAAGGAAAUCCAUGUACUAGAGAGCCGAAGGCCACUGCUGCAUCCGUCCUCCACAAGAGGGGUGGAGAAGGUCUCUUGGGCCUCACCUUCAUCACUUCACAGCUCCCUGGACCACUCAGAACUGGAGAUGUUCCCACCACAGACUGACAGGAUUUUCAUCUCAAUACCGCAUGGAUGGAUUGGUUUAAACUAGCUUUUGGUAUUUAAAAGGCUUGCCAGUGCCCAGCAUUAUCUGCCAGGUCCCUGUGGAGCCUGGGAGCCUCCUUGGGCCUGUUCCUGGUCGUCAGUCCACCUUCCCCACAGACCAACGCUGGUCUCUGCCAUCGGAGUUCAGGGAAAAGAUGAACCUUUACCAGGUGUUGAAAUCUCAUGUAUGUUUACAGAGCUGCUAAGCUUUUCAGAAAGGUAUUCAUUACGCAAAUUGGAAAGCCUUCCUGGAGCAAGAAGAAUGUUCUCUCUCCCCUUCCCUUGCCGUUCCCUCAGUUUGGGGGCUAAGGGGAGAGUGGAGGGGGCAGGAGGUGCUGUUACUGCAAAUCCUUGUUUCAAAGUGGAGGCCCUUUGAUCCAAGCCCAAGGGGAAGCUGCAUGCCUCCCCCCCACUAGGGGUUCAUCCCCUUCACCCCGCUGCACGACAGCUCGUUAAAAAGCCCCAAUAUAUUGUCAACAAAAUUGUGACUGAGCAACCACUCCUGUUGCUCUCAAUUCCAGUGCCCAGGGUAGCCUGCUGGCUCUACUGAAUGAAUGGAAGGGAUUUUCCGAUGAUGGAAGCAGGAGGGAGACUAACUGCCUAGGCAGUUAAACAUACUGUGACCUACAAGAGUCCUCUAACUGGAAAAAGACUUCAUAUCAGAACUCAGCAGAAUCAAUCCGUGUCUCUGCAGCUCUGCCCUCCUUCACCGGAAAAGAAUCCUGUUUGAGUCAGCAGUAAAAUGCCCCAUCUUACCGGAGCCCUUGGCUGUGCAAUUCCCAGUACAGUGAGAAUUCCAUGCUUCUGAUAGGUUAGCCCCAUUACACAACAGGAAUCGAUGGGUCCAAUCCACCAACACGGUACAUCUUUGUUGUUGGUUGGUUGUGGUAGGUGCUGUACAAAUGCCAAACAAAAAAAGUAGUGUAAAAUGGCACCAAAUAAGAACAGGAACGUUUUUACCCCCACUCAGCAUGGCAAUGUUGAAUUGGCUCCUAUGUGUCCAAUGUGACAAUAUCAUGUAGGGUAGAUUCCCCAGUCCCCACCAUGAAGUGCUUAGUCAUUGGGAGUGCAGACGUUUCCAUUUAUAAAUACUAAAACAAAAUCUUUUAACUGUCCCAGUAGUUUAGAUUCCAAAUGUGACAUUUCUUAAGACUCCGGCAAUCAGAGGGAAAAAUGUCCUCCAGAUUCUAAAUAUCUUUU